AGAUUCUUCACGUAAUUUCACGGGUAAAGUGAUCUUGGUGACUGGAUCCAGUUCCGGUAUAGGGGAGGGUAUCGUAAAAUUGAUGUCCAUAUUAGGUGCCAAAGUGGUGGUCACCGGUACUACGGAUGCGAAGGUUAAAGCGGUUGCCAAAGAGUGUGAAGACCUGUCGCCCUAUAAACUAAAGCCCCUCGAAGUGGUCGCAGAUCUGACCAAAAGUGAUGACUUGAAUCGUGUGAUCGCAGAGACGGUGAAGACUUUCGGAAGACUCGAUGUUUUGGUGAAUAACGCAGGGAUUCGGUCACAACUGACCACUAUUUUACAGACCGAUGUCAUGAAGGCCUGGGAUCAGCUCUACUCCCUUGACCUCAGGGCUGUCGUAGAGCUCACACAUGUGGCCGUCCCUCACCUCCUGAAGACUAACGGCUCUAUCAUCCAGAUAUCAGCCCUCGCGGGCUUAGCGCCGAUGCCCCAAAACCUGGUGUACGGACCGGCAAAAGCCGGGUUAGAUAUGUUAACCCGAGUCCUGGCCCUCGAGUUGGGACCCAAAGGCAUACGAGUCAACGCUAUUAAUCCCGGCGCUACGCAAGUGUUUGAACCGUUGCCACCGAUUUGGGAGAAGACCCGUGAGUUCACACCACUUAAGAAAUUAGGCCAACCCUUAGAUAUAGCCAAAGCCGUGGCUUUUCUCAUCUCAAGCGACGCCCAGUUUAUUACCGGCGCUAAUCUGGUGGUCGACGGAGGCUUUGUCUAUAAUGUCGGUGCUCUCAACCAACUGUUUCAAUGA
Messenger RNA from Oppiella nova, 784 nucleotides. The record is from the annotation of a GenBank genome assembly. NCBI's taxonomy places the organism in Eukaryota, Metazoa, Arthropoda, Arachnida, Sarcoptiformes, Oppiidae.